Molecule: messenger RNA, 941 nt
Organism: Pseudogymnoascus destructans
Lineage: Eukaryota; Fungi; Ascomycota; Leotiomycetes; Thelebolales; Thelebolaceae
Exons: 2
Coding region: 89-553 (154 amino acids)
Biological process (GO): transcription by RNA polymerase II; RNA polymerase II preinitiation complex assembly
Cellular component (GO): transcription factor TFIID complex
Molecular function (GO): protein heterodimerization activity
Source: RefSeq, a predicted model, not a curated record
AUUUUUGUAAAUUAUACUCUACUCUAUACACUAUCCAAUCACCUCUACAUGUGUCCGUUUUGUACAGUUAUUCGCCGCUAACUUCACCAUGGAGCCCCGGGCUCGCGCCGCCAAAAAUCGCGGCCAGCAGAACUUCACCGACCAAGAACUUCAAAUGCUCCUCUAUGCCCACGGCGAUGUCCCAAAUUCCCUCCCCGGCACAAUUCGUGUGCUCGACGAGAUGCUCUCCGACUUCAUCAUUGAGCUGUGCUUUGAAGCAGACCGCCCCGCGCAGCUGGCCGGACGGCAGAAGGUCAAGCUCGAGGACUUCAAGUUCGCGUGCCGCAAGGACCCGCUGAAGCUGGGGAAGAUCGAGGAGGUGUUUGAGCGCAAGGCUGAGAUUGAUGCUGCGCGUAAGGCGGUUGAUGUGAGCGAUGACAAGAUCACGAAGACGGGGGUUGAAAAUCUGGUGGGCGAGGAAUUGGGGGAGGCCGACGAUGAUGCCGAUACGCAGAUUGUGGGCGGGAAGCGGGGGAAGUAUAAGAAGAAGGAGCCCAAGGAGCCUAAGGAGUAGGUAGUUGGGGGCGUUUUGCUUCUUUGGGAGGGAGGCGUUGGGAAGGGGGAUAUUGUUUUGCAGGCGUUUUCGGAUCAUAUACCCACUGCUCAGGACAUGGAUGAAGGGGCUUUCGGCUCACGUCGGCCGAGUUAUAGCCAAACUUGAUGGAGAAGAAAAUAGAGCGAUGAUUUCAUAAUUCUGCCCAACAGCGAAUCUAGGUGACCAAGAGAAUCUUUGUCGCCAAAGCUAUUCUUCGGAGGGACCAAUCAUUGCUAAGUAUCAGAGUGAGUUUGUAUUGAUGUGUGGAAUGCGUUUUCUGGGCAACCUUCGCUCCAAAAUCGUGGGAAUACAGGUCAGUUUCGCAAGUAGGGCACAAUAGGCACCCCCUUUAUAUUCAUUCAACCCA